Molecule: messenger RNA, 150 nt
Organism: Cinara cedri
Lineage: Eukaryota; Metazoa; Arthropoda; Insecta; Hemiptera; Aphididae
Source: the annotation of a GenBank genome assembly
AUGUUCGCAUGUAUCGUUUGUUCUCGUUCAUUCACCAGACAGGAUAAUUUAAAACGUCAUAUGAAUGAUCACAAUAACCUCAAAUUUUCACGUGCUGAAUGUACAAGAGAAUUUAUGAUCAAAGGUAAUCUCGCCACUCAUCAGAAAACC